UCCCUUUCCCCGCCCCCUGCGCAGGUGUGAGCGCGCAAGUGUGCACCCGGGCGAGUGUGAGUGGGAAGCGUGUGUGCGCGGGGGAGUACGCGGAGGGAGCGCGGGCGGCGGGCGGCGCGGGAGGCGGGAGGCAGGGCGCGGGGGAGGGGGCUGGGAGGGAGUGUGUGCGCGCGUGCAACUCCACUCCGGGGCUUUGUGCGAGCCCGGGCGAUAGCAUCAGCGGCGGCUGGAGGAGGAGCGGCCGGAGACGCGUGCAAGCCCGCCCGGCAGCCGGGGCAGGUGGGAAGCCCGCGCGGGAGCCGAGCCGACGCGAGCCGGAGACGCCGCAGCCGAGUCCGAGCGGAGCCCGGGCGGAGCCCAGGAGCCUUCGCUCGCGGGCGGCCCGUGGGCGGCAGCCGAGGCGGGGCGGGCGCCGGCGGGGCGGCCCCCCAGUAAGAUGUGCGCAGCGCCGCGGGGCGCCCCCCACUCGCAGAGGCGCUCCGGAGCCGGGCGGCUGGGCCAGGCGGCGCCUCGGGGGCUGCUGCGCGCCCGCGCCUAGAGCUGCCGCCCCAGGGAGCCCGCCACGGCCGCGCCCCGGGCACGCUCCGUGGCGCCCAACGAUGACCGCUCCCUGGCGGCGCCUCCGGAGUCUGGUUUGGGAAUACUGGGCCGGGUUCCUAGUGUGCGCCUUCUGGAUCCCAGACUCGCGCGGGAUGCCCCACGUCAUCCGGAUCGGAGGAAUCUUUGAGUAUGCGGAUGGUCCCAACGCCCAGGUCAUGAACGCUGAAGAGCACGCCUUUCGAUUUUCUGCCAACAUCAUCAACAGAAACAGGACUCUGCUGCCCAACACGACCCUGACUUACGACAUUCAGAGGAUUCACUUCCAUGACAGUUUUGAGGCCACCAAGAAGGCCUGUGACCAGUUGGCACUGGGUGUUGUAGCCAUCUUUGGGCCAUCGCAGGGCUCCUGCACCAAUGCUGUCCAGUCCAUUUGCAACGCCUUGGAGGUUCCCCACAUCCAACUGCGCUGGAAGCACCACCCACUGGACAACAAGGACACCUUCUACGUGAACCUCUACCCUGACUAUGCCUCUCUCAGCCACGCCAUCCUCGACUUGGUCCAGUCCCUCAAGUGGCGAUCAGCCACCGUGGUCUAUGAUGACAGUACAGGUCUCAUCCGUCUGCAGGAACUCAUCAUGGCCCCUUCGAGGUACAACAUUCGCCUGAAGAUUCGCCAGCUCCCGAUUGACUCGGAUGACUCCCGCCCCUUGCUCAAAGAGAUGAAGCGGGGCAGGGAGUUCCGGAUCAUCUUCGACUGCAGCCACACCAUGGCAGCCCAGAUCCUCAAGCAGGCCAUGGCCAUGGGCAUGAUGACGGAAUACUACCACUUCAUCUUCACCACUCUGGAUCUCUACGCACUAGACCUGGAGCCCUACCGCUACUCGGGAGUGAACCUGACUGGGUUCCGCAUACUCAACGUGGACAAUCCCCAUGUCUCAGCCAUUGUGGAGAAGUGGGCCAUGGAGCGACUGCAGGCAGCUCCCCGGGCAGAGUCAGGCCUGCUGGAUGGUGUGAUGAUGACGGAUGCUGCCCUGCUCUAUGACGCGGUCCACAUUGUGUCUGUGUGCUACCAGCGAGCGCCACAGAUGACCGUGAACUCCCUGCAGUGCCAUCGGCACAAGGCCUGGCGCUUUGGUGGCCGCUUCAUGAACUUCAUCAAGGAGGCUCAAUGGGAAGGAUUAACUGGACGGAUUGUGUUCAACAAAACCAGUGGCUUGCGGACUGAUUUUGAUCUGGACAUCAUCAGCCUGAAGGAAGAUGGCCUCGAGAAGGUUGGAGUAUGGAGUCCAGCUGACGGUCUCAAUAUCACUGAGGUUGCCAAAGGCCGAGGUCCUAAUGUCACUGACUCUCUGACCAAUAGGUCACUCAUCGUCACCACUGUGCUGGAGGAGCCUUUUGUCAUGUUCCGCAAGUCUGAUAGGACCCUUUAUGGCAAUGACCGGUUUGAGGGCUACUGCAUCGACUUGCUCAAGGAGCUGGCACACAUCCUGGGCUUCUCCUACGAGAUCCGGCUGGUGGAAGACGGCAAGUACGGGGCCCAGGAUGACAAAGGCCAGUGGAACGGCAUGGUCAAGGAACUCAUUGACCACAAAGCAGAUCUGGCUGUGGCUCCCCUGACCAUCACCCAUGUCCGAGAGAAGGCCAUUGACUUCUCUAAACCUUUUAUGACCCUUGGAGUGAGCAUCUUAUACCGCAAGCCCAAUGGCACCAACCCCAGUGUCUUCUCCUUCCUCAACCCCCUGUCCCCGGACAUCUGGAUGUACGUGCUCCUUGCCUACCUGGGUGUCAGCUGUGUCCUCUUCGUCAUCGCCAGAUUCAGCCCUUACGAGUGGUAUGAUGCUCAUCCCUGCAACCCCGGCUCAGAGGUGGUGGAGAAUAACUUCACACUGCUCAACAGCUUCUGGUUUGGAAUGGGCUCCCUGAUGCAGCAAGGAUCUGAACUGAUGCCCAAAGCUCUGUCUACCCGCAUCAUUGGCGGCAUCUGGUGGUUCUUCACCCUCAUUAUCAUCUCCUCCUACACGGCCAACCUGGCUGCCUUCCUGACUGUGGAGCGUAUGGAGUCGCCCAUCGACUCCGCUGAUGACCUGGCCAAGCAGACCAAAAUAGAGUACGGUGCUGUCAAGGACGGGGCCACCAUGACCUUCUUCAAGAAAUCCAAGAUCUCCACCUUUGAGAAGAUGUGGGCCUUCAUGAGCAGCAAGCCCUCGGCUCUGGUGAAGAACAACGAGGAGGGCAUCCAGCGGACGCUCACAGCUGACUACGCCCUGCUCAUGGAGUCCACUACCAUAGAGUACAUCACACAGAGGAACUGCAACCUCACCCAGAUCGGUGGCCUCAUCGACUCCAAGGGCUAUGGCAUCGGCACACCCAUGGGCUCCCCCUACCGGGACAAAAUCACCAUCGCCAUUCUGCAGCUACAGGAGGAGGACAAACUGCACAUCAUGAAGGAGAAGUGGUGGCGUGGCAGUGGGUGCCCCGAGGAGGAGAACAAGGAGGCCAGCGCCCUGGGCAUCCAGAAGAUCGGCGGCAUCUUCAUCGUCCUGGCCGCCGGCUUGGUCCUGUCCGUGUUGGUGGCAGUGGGCGAGUUCAUAUACAAACUCCGCAAGACAGCGGAGCGGGAGCAGGUGAGGCCCUGGAGGAGGCUGCGUUGGACAGGGAAGGAAGCGCUCCUUCUGCAGCACAGUGGCCGACGAGAUCCGCUUCUCCCUCACCUGCCAACGGCGUCUCAAGCACAAGCCCCAGCCUCCUAUGAUGGUCAAGACGGAUGCGGUUAUCAACAUGCACACCUUUAAUGACCGAAGGCUGCCAGGCAAGGACAGCAUGAGCUGCAGCACCUCGCUAGCCCCUGUCUUCCCCUAGACAUGGGUCCAGCGGGGACUUCAGGCCCAGUCCACGCAGAGGAAGGCAAAGGAGACCCGAAAGGACGGACAUCCUCAUCUCGUGCUGGCCUUGGGGAUGGAGCUGCUGGCCGCAUCCAGCUGUGAACCAUCAGCUCUUAACCUACCGGGAAACCCACACGGACCCUCGGCCGGCUGCUCGGGCUUCAUCUCCUCUUGUCUUGUCUAUGGCUUUCUGAAGCUGUGAAGGCCAGCGGAAGCACAUGCCUCUCAGGCUCCAUCACCAACCAUCUCUCUUCUCCUCCAUAGCCAGGUAUUUCUGGCAGGCCUCUGCCGAGGCCGCAGAACACGGAAGAUGGCUCUAAAGCUCCCCUCAUUCCCCUCAAGCCAGGCCUUCUAGCACGCAGCCACGAGAGCAGAGACUCCGACUCGGGACACCUUAUGGGUGUUUGGAUGAGGCUGCCAGUGGGAGCUCAAAGGCAGUCAUCCAUACCUGGACAGAAGCAACGCUUCAGCCCUUAAGGGCUAUUCACCUGGGUCUGCUCAUCUCAAUAUGGCUUCACCAACAGCAGCAGCCCCUUGGCAACAUGAAAAGCUGUGUGGAAAGGAGGUGUUUGGUACGGGAGAAGGAAACACAGAUGGAGACUGUGAUCUCAGAUGCUUCGGGUCAGUGUCCUGAGCCACAAACGUCUCGAGAGUCCCCAGGAAUGCGAACGAGGUCGUCAUCACAGCAGAUUGUUCUCCAAGGCUGCACAGAACAGAGAAGGUGCCCUCCCUCACAAGGAACGUCCAAAGACUCAGUUGACAUUGGUAGGCCAGCAGAAGAAAUAUGGACUCUAUAAAAAUCCCACAGGCCCUUCAACCAAUAGACCAACUUUGCUGGCAAACAAGCCAGCAGUCGGGACCCUGGGUUCUCUACCAUCUACUCAUUGGCGAUUUCCUGUCCCCGGCCAUUUGAAUUUGGCCUCCCUCUGUCAUCCUGAGAAGAGAAGAGCGGUCUCAGCUGAAGCGCAAGCCAAGUCAACAGCUCCUCAGAAGAGGAAUUGCUGUCCCCCCUCCACAGACUAACUUUGGGGUAGGUGGGAGAAGCCAGAGGGGACCUGAAGAACUUUCUGGGUACGCCCAACCUAAUGAGCCCCCUAAAGAAAGAAAGCUUUCAGGGACAGGAUAUAAGACCUCCAGAGGCCCCCAGGGUAGGAAGGGAGUAGCUGCCUCCUGGAAGAUUAACCAAAGACCCAACACAGAGACACAAGGCCAUUCUGGCCCCUGAUCUCUUUUCUGGAGCAGCUAUGGUCUUAGGGGAUUGAAGGGAGACCCCAGAGGAGAAGCCAGAGAAGGUGACAGCCAAAGGGAUGAGCAGAUGGCCUGUGGUUCCAUCUCUGGAGGUUUGAAACCGUCAUGGUCAUUGGAAAGGAUCAGAUGUGAGGGGUUAGGCAAAAAGUGUCCUUACAGAGAGCAUGACAGGGCCAUAGGGGCCUCCACAGCUGGAUGGAUGUUGGUCUCUGAUCAGGGACCAGGGUGAGCAAUAUGGGUUGAGAACUGAGAACUGGGGGACACCAGUCACCCACAAUCCCUCACUUUUCUGGUGCUGCUGGAGGGGGCAGGCUUGGAUGAGCUACAUCUAGAGCUUAAGUCUUCUCAGCAGAGGUGAAGGAACCCCUUCAGCCAACGGGGUGGCCCCCAUGAUGGGCACAUGUGAUCACUCCCACCAUGCCGGUUCUUGGGAGCUCUGGCUGGCUGGCUGCACUGGGGGAGGGAGGAAAGGGGAGACUCGCAGCCAAGCCCAGUGCACAUGAUGAUAGGAGAAGCCACGCUGGCCCGGGAGAGGAGAGCACACAUGUCUGCGUGUUUGACUUUCUGUGUGUGAGUUCCAGCCGCUGGUGAUGAAGGACAGAUAUAACACAGCCCUAGCAGGCAGGAAUAGGGGCCUCCUUUAGGACGAGUGUGUGUGUGUGUGUGUGUGUGUGUGUGUGUGUGUGUGUGUGAGAGAGAGAGAGAGAGAGAGAGAGAGAAACGGGUAGCAAAGAGCUCAAUCAGGACCGGUAACAGAGUCUCAUCUAUGUAAAAACAGGAGAAGCCAUGUGGAGAUGGGGCUCUGGUGAGUGUAUAAUGGAUGCAAGCGUGAAUAAAUGUGUGUGUGUGUGUGUGUGUGUGUGUGUGUGUGUGUGUGUGUGUGUGUGUGCACUGAAUGGCAGAGGGUAGGGACCAGGACACAGCCUGAAGUAUAGCCAAAUACUUGUAAAAGGAGAAGCCAUGUCAUCAGAGAUCCUUGUGUGAGUGCGUGUACAUCCACACUCGUGUGCAUCCACAUUUGUGUGCAGGCUUGUGUGCCCUGAAGACAGCACGGGAGGGCAGACCAGACUGCUGUGCCCAUUGGGUGGGUGUGUGCUAUACAGGAGGAGUCGUAAAAAUGGAAUGAGUGAGUGUGUGUGUGUGUGUGUGUGUGUAUGUGUGUGUGUGUGUACUCAUACCCAUGUAUGUGCAGACAUGUACCUAAGUUCCAAUUCAAAUCCUGCGUUGAGGCAGCAGAGCAGUUAGUACGGCAGGGUACCAGGAUGUGUCAGCAUGCCUGCUAUGGGAGGGAUCACUGGCCACAGCUUUCCUGAGGGCUCCAUGGGAAAAUGCACAGGGAGACACCUUCUGGGGCUCACCUUCUGGGGUGAUGCCUUCUCCUUUGCUGUUCAUAGAGUGUCCUGUUGAGAGGGGAAAAAUUCUUCCUUCCUUCCUUCCUUCCUUCCUUCCUUCCUUCCUUCCUUCCUUCCUGCCUGCCUUCCUUCCUUCCUGCCUUCCUUCCUUCCUUCCUUAAAUCACCCCUACUGACAGGAUCCUCAUGAAACCAUUGUCAACUCCGUUCUCAUCCGCUGUAGUCUUUAACCACUGUCUUCUGUUGUCCAAUACCAUUUUAUAACACACACCCACCUCCAUGUUCAUAUCACACAUGUGCUUUUGUGCAUGACACUGCAGACGUGUCAUGUUCUUUCGAGGCUAUGCACAUAUGUAGACUGUGAUGGGAGAAGGGACGGGGUGUGGUUGGUGGGAAGGGUGUUCAGAGAGGUAAUGACCACUGGGUGACGGCAGUGGGGGUGGGGGUUGGUUAUAGACUCAUUCCGGGAAGAGGGGUGGCGUGCUGCAGGAUCUCCCCUCCCACCUGAGCCUUAUAUCCAGAGGUAUGGCUAACGCUUGCCCUCUGGCUGAAGUCCUGUGUUUGUUCUAGAGACCAGCCCAGUCCCAAACAGCCUGGAGACCACCCUGCCCAGCUAAGCUGUGUCUCUGCCAGGGUAGGGAAGGGAGUCAAGAGGGAGGCAGAUCAUUCAAGUGAAAACCUGUCCCAACCCCCUAAGGGGUGCACAGAGCUGAGGCUGGAACACACAAAUGCUCUGAGGAGCAAUGGGAAACACAAAGAUUGGUUUGGAUGGAGCAGAUGGGACAUACCUGAGCAGGACCAUGGCUGGCUGGCUCUGUCUGAUCAUAUAGGCCAGCCCCGAAUAGAAGAAUGCCUCACACAACUAUGUCUGGGCUUGAGCUCCACCUAUUUAUACCAGCCCUGUGGUGGGGCAGCACCCAUUCUGUCCGGGCCCUGGGGGCUAUUGGACAAAGACUGCCUCUACCUUGGCCUGUGCCUGCUUUCUCUUAUGGACAGUCACUGAUGAAAUUUGAGCACUUUGUGGGGGCUCAGGUGGCUCCUGGGCAGUUGUGUUGGCCAGUGAGUUGGACUUAGAAUCCUUGAGGUAAGAGACUGCCCCUCGGUCAGCCUGGACUGUCACAGCUGGAAGAGCACAUGCUGAGCCCUGCCUUUGUAGCAUGCAAUGCGGGGAGGGGUGUGCAGAUUAAAUAUCUCCACGAGGGAGCGGAAGUCAGACCAGGCUCACGUUCACCAAGAACCGUCUGUCCCUUCCUACCUUCCUUUCUGGUCCAGGGAGGGCUGAAGGUGGGGUGCAGCUGCUGCUGCUUCAUGCCGCAUGAGGCCAUGCUACACACACACACACACACACACACACACACACACACACACACACGCCCCAAAGCCAUUCCCUACUGUAGGCACCAGCAUCUGAACAUGACAAACUCCAUGGUCCACCUCUGGAAUUGCCCUGCGUGGAUGCCCACCUGGAAGGGCCUUCAUGCCAUGGACAAACAACCGUAUGGAGUUAACAUCUGGGACCCACCCAGUCCAGUGGACAGAUCUGAGAAUUGGGUCCAAUCCUGUGCGCAGAUCUCUGAGUAAGAUAUAUCUGGAUGUCCCAGGUUGUUGGAGCAAGGUGCACAUCUGGAAUAGGCCUAACCACUUGCCACGGUGGAAGGGGCCUUGCCCUUUUGUCUCUGUCUCCUAGAGUUGAAAUUUUAGAGCUGAGGUAUAUGUGAAGUCACAGAAUUGUUUUAGAUAGAAGGCUAAUGUUCUGUACAAUAUAUAUAUGAAUGUAAAAAAUAUAUAUAUGCUUAUAUAUAUGCACAGUGUAUAUAUGACCCACAACCCCUGUGUAUACAACCCUUCCCUGCACGUCUACACACAAAGUGUACAGAACCCAGCCAGUAUGGGUGGGGACCCAGUGAGAGACAGGGGCUGCAGCAGAGAGGUCAGGUUUACACAGCCCUCUGGAUCAAGCCAGACCUUGCCAGCAUCAGUACUGUGGACCACGUCAAAGAAGGCAGACUAGUGCGGAGGUGACAGGAAAGGGACAGCCAUGGAUGAGCAUCUCCUCCAGGGAGUUUGUAUGAGGCAGGACAGCGGGCACACCUGAGGAAAACGGCCUUGCUAGUCGUUGAUCCCUGAGCCAAUAUCACAGUCUAGUCCCAGUACCUAGUGCCAGAGGAAAAUGGAAGUAGAUUGCCAGGCCUGCCCUUAUCCCUGCCUGCAGAGUAGCCUGGAAAGUUGUCAAGCUGCAUCUGAAAUCACCCAGAUGUCAGAGGAUCCUGGGUGGCAAAGGCCUCACAUAUGCAAGGUGCCCACAGCUCAGGGCUAGAGCGUGUCUCUUUUGAAGAGAACAGCCCGAGGGCACUGCCGACAUGCCCGUUCAGCAUCCUGAUAAACUAGUUAUGAAUCUAGUUCUUCUACCCUCGCCUUCUAGAAUAGAGGCUCCCAAAUCACCCCGCAGCUGUCUGGUUUACUUUUAUAGACCAAAACUCUGAGGCCUCCCAGUAGUAGAAAAAAACCCAUAGAUUCAGAUGCUAGCUAAGAGUCUGCCCCAGUUCAUUCUGAGACAGGUACAAAGUGGCAGGGAGCUAUCAAGGAACCAGAGAGAUUCAAGAUGGCAGCGCCUGGCCUUGCACAGCCCCUUACUGUCUGCCAGUCCUCGUUGUUGUUCUUCUCCCAACAGGGCAGCUGGUAGAAAGCCUCUGUCAGGUAGGUCACAGACCUCUGUCCCUGCCGCACCUGGAUCUGUCUCUUGCCAGUAAUUUGAGGCCUUCAUCCCUUUCCUGGGUCCGAGCAUCUCUAGAGUGUGCUGGGGAGAGGAGACCUGGGCUUUGCUUUUGUGUGGUCUGCAGCCUGCCCUUUGCUUCAACCCCAGCCCUUGGGCCAUCUACACUUAAAAGCCAGGCCCGCUCCUGCAGCCACGGCCAAGCGCACCGAAAUCUCCAGCUGCCGCUGAUGAGGGUCCUGUCCUGGCUCCACAGAGACCAGAGGCUCCAAGAGCCCUCACGCCACUGUGCUCUGAAACCCCACUUUAUCCCUGCCUGGGCUGACUUCCUGGCUGGGCCUCCGUGGUGGGGACCUCAGCUCCCAGCUCUUGGGCUGAGCCCCCAGACAGUACCAUGGGACUCUAAGAGCCCUGGCCUGUCCCACUACCCAGACCAGAGUGCCUGGACACCCCCUCCCCCAACUCCCACUCAACAAGGUUCCCACACACUGGUCUCUGGGCCAUUCAGGGGGUGCCCUUUGUGGACAUGCAGAAUUUCUAUGAAUAUAGUUUUUUGUAAACAUUUUGUAACGAUUUGGGUUUCAUAGUAACUGUGUUACUUGCCAAUCAUUCUAAGCGGAUGUAAAUAAAUUUCCAAACAAAUCUGAUUAUUUUCCUUUUUAAGACACUGUGAUAUAUCAAAGUGCACAGUUUGCUGUAUGAAGUAAUAUGGUUUUAAAUUUUAAAUAAAUGUUUUUAGAAAAUGGG
Molecule: messenger RNA, 9481 nt
Organism: Mus musculus (house mouse)
Lineage: Eukaryota; Metazoa; Chordata; Mammalia; Rodentia; Muridae
Gene: Grik3
Product: glutamate receptor, ionotropic, kainate 3
Exons: 16
Coding region: 600-3332 (910 amino acids)
Biological process (GO): monoatomic ion transport; adenylate cyclase-inhibiting G protein-coupled glutamate receptor signaling pathway; ionotropic glutamate receptor signaling pathway
Cellular component (GO): neuron to neuron synapse; plasma membrane; membrane
Molecular function (GO): signaling receptor activity; adenylate cyclase inhibiting G protein-coupled glutamate receptor activity; ligand-gated monoatomic ion channel activity
Source: RefSeq, a predicted model, not a curated record